Messenger RNA from Boleophthalmus pectinirostris (great blue-spotted mudskipper), 6280 nucleotides. RefSeq names its product IgGFc-binding protein-like. The transcript has 21 exons. NCBI's taxonomy places the organism in Eukaryota, Metazoa, Chordata, Actinopteri, Gobiiformes, Gobiidae. Gene Ontology annotation, molecular function: protein binding. The record is from RefSeq and is a predicted model, not a curated record. The coding region runs from base 29 to 6169 and encodes 2046 amino acids.
CAGAAUCUGUAAUUGCAUUUCCGGUAACAUGACUUGCCAUUCACAUGUUUGUGGAUCACAUGAAGAGUGCAAGGUGUUUGAUGGAGAAAGAGUUUGCUACCCUCACACAUGCUCCAUCUCAGGUGUGCCCAUCCAGCUGGGUGUGUCCGUCUGGACUGACAGUGCCUGUACAGUAAAGUGCACCUGCACCACAUCUGGCUUGUCAUGUCACAACGAAUCCUGUGAUAUUUCCCAAGUCUGUGGCUCUCUUAAUGAUUUUCACUUUACCUGCCAGUCCAUCCAGAAGGCUACUUGCAUCAUCAGUGGUGAUCCUCAUUACACAACGUUUGACGGGAAGCGGUACGACUUCCAGGGCCCCUGCACGUAUGUCCUGUCCCAGCAGUGUGAUUCAGAUCUGCCCAGCUACAGAGUAGAAGGCUCCAAUGAGCAUCGGGGCAGCUCUGCCACUUGGACACGACUGGUCAAAGUCUUUGUGUAUAAUGAAACCAUUGAGCUUGUCAAAGGACAUCGUGGUGAAGCCAAGGUCAAUGGUAUAUUUGCAACGACCCCCUUCUCCUUAACCAAUGGCGCGGUUCAUGUUUAUACAUCAGGUUUUUCAAUUGGUGUCAGUACUGACUUUGGUUUGGAGGUCUCCUAUGAUGCUCAUCAUCUUGUGAACAUCAAAGUUCCAUCCAGUUACCAGGGAGCAACAUGUGGCCUUUGUGGGAACUUUAACAAUGACCCAGAUGAUGACAUUCAACCACCAGAAGGAGAUAUUGUGAGCCCUCUUGACCUUAGUCAUAGCUGGUUGGUGCCAAAUGCUGAUGAGUCUGAAUGCAUGCCCUGUGAAGGUCAAGACUGUAGUCAUUGUUCUGAAGAUGAGAGGGCUUUAUUCAAUAAUCCUGACAACUGUGGCAUCCUUCGAGACAGAUCUGGACCUUUUGCAGCUUGUCAUGAGGUGCUUUCACCAGAGUCUUUUGUGUACAAUUGUGUGUAUGAUCUGUGUUCGGAGGGAGGGCAACAAGACAUUCUCUGUCUAGCCCUAAAUGUCUACGCCAGUCAGUGUCAAGAAAAAGGUGUACAACUACAAACAUGGAGAAGCCCCGGCUUCUGUGAAAUCAUAUGUCCAGAAAACAGCCACUUUGAGCCUCAGAGCACAGGAUGUCCAGCUACUUGUGUCAACCCUGAGUCUCAUAAUGACUGUGCACUCGCUCCCCUUGAGAGCUGCGCUUGUAAUGAAGGCUAUGUUUUGAGCGGUGCAGACUGCGUGCCUCUCCAUGAGUGUGGCUGUAACUUUGAGGGACUCUACUACCAUUCUGGACAAACCGUAAUACUUGGUCAAGACUGCAGCAGAAUCUGUAACUGCAUUUCCGGUAACAUGACUUGCCAUUCACAUGUUUGUGGAUCACAUGAAGAGUGCAAGGUGUUUGAUGGAGAAAGAGUUUGCUACCCUCACACAUGCUCCAUCUCAGGUGUGCCCAUCCAGCUGGGUGUGUCCGUCUGGACUGACAGUGCCUGUACAGUAAAGUGCACCUGCACCACAUCUGGCUUGUCAUGUCACAACGAAUCCUGUGAUAUUUCCCAAGUCUGUGGCUCUCUUAAUGAUUUUCACUUUACCUGCCAGUCCAUCCAGAAGGCUACCUGCAUCAUCAGUGGUGAUCCUCAUUACACAACGUUUGACGGGAAGCGGUACGACUUCCAGGGCCCCUGCACGUAUGUCCUGUCCCAGCAGUGUGAUUCAGAUCUGCCCAGCUACAGAGUAGAAGGCUCCAAUGAGCAUCGGGGCAGCUCUGCCACUUGGACACGACUGGUCAAAGUCUUUGUGUAUAAUGAAACCAUUGAGCUUGUCAAAGGACAUCGUGGUGAAGCCAAGGUCAAUGGUAUAUUUGCAACGACCCCCUUCUCCUUAACCAAUGGCGCGGUUCAUGUUUAUACAUCAGGUUUUUCAAUUGGUGUCAGUACUGACUUUGGUUUGGAGGUCUCCUAUGAUGCUCAUCAUCUUGUGAACAUCAAAGUUCCAUCCAGUUACCAGGGAGCAACAUGUGGCCUUUGUGGGAACUUUAACAAUGACCCAGAUGAUGACAUUCAACCACCAGAAGGAGAUAUUGUGAGCCCUCUUGACCUUAGUCAUAGCUGGUUGGUGCCAAAUGCUGAUGAGUCUGAAUGCAUGCCCUGUGAAGGUCAAGACUGUAGUAGUCAUUGUUCUGAAGAUGAGAGGGCUUUAUUCAAUAAUCCUGACAACUGUGGCAUCCUUCGAGACAGAUCUGGACCUUUUGCAGCUUGUCAUGAGGUGCUUUCACCAGAGUCUUUUGUGUACAAUUGUGUGUAUGAUCUGUGUUCGGAGGGAGGGCAACAAGACAUUCUCUGUCUAGCCCUAAAUGUCUACGCCAGUCAGUGUCAAGAAAAAGGUGUACAACUACAAACAUGGAGAAGCCCCGGCUUCUGUGAAAUCAUAUGUCCAGAAAACAGCCACUUUGAGCCUCAGAGCACAGGAUGUCCAGCUACUUGUGUCAACCCUGAGUCUCAUAAUGACUGUGCACUCGCUCCCCUUGAGAGCUGCGCUUGUAAUGAAGGCUAUGUUUUGAGCGGUGCAGACUGCGUGCCUCUCCAUGAGUGUGGCUGUAACUUUGAGGGACUCUACUACCAUUCUGGACAAACCGUAAUACUUGGUCAAGACUGCAGCAGAAUCUGUAAUUGCAUUUCCGGUAACAUGACUUGCCAUUCACAUGUUUGUGGAUCACAUGAAGAGUGCAAGGUGUUUGAUGGAGAAAGAGUUUGCUACCCUCACACAUGCUCCAUCUCAGGUGUGCCCAUCCAGCUGGGUGUGUCUGUCUGGACUGACAGUGCCUGUACAGUAAAGUGCACCUGCACCACAUCUGGCCUGUCAUGUCACAACGAAUCCUGUGAUAUUUCCCAAGUCUGUGGCUCUCUUAAUGAUUUUCACUUUACCUGCCAGUCCAUCCAGAAGGCUACUUGCAUCAUCAGUGGUGAUCCUCAUUACACAACGUUUGACGGGAAGCGGUACGACUUCCAGGGCCCCUGCACGUAUGUCCUGUCCCAGCAGUGUGAUUCAGAUCUGCCCAGCUACAGAGUAGAAGGCUCCAAUGAGCAUCGGGGCAGCUCUGCCACUUGGACACGACUGGUCAAAGUCUUUGUGUAUAAUGAAACCAUUGAGCUUGUCAAAGGACAUCGUGGUGAAGCCAAGGUCAAUGGUAUAUUUGCAACGACCCCCUUCUCCUUAACCAAUGGCGCGGUUCAUGUUUAUACAUCAGGUUUUUCAAUUGGUGUCAGUACUGACUUUGGUUUGGAGGUCUCCUAUGAUGCUCAUCAUCUUGUGAACAUCAAAGUUCCAUCCAGUUACCAGGGAGCAACAUGUGGCCUUUGUGGGAACUUUAACAAUGACCCAGAUGAUGACAUUCAACCACCAGAAGGAGAUAUUGUGAGCCCUCUUGACCUUAGUCAUAGCUGGUUGGUGCCAAAUGCUGAUGAGUCUGAAUGCAUGCCCUGUGAAGGUCAAGACUGUAGUCAUUGUUCUGAAGAUGAGAGGGCUUUAUUCAAUAAUCCUGACAACUGUGGCAUCCUUCGAGACAGAUCUGGACCUUUUGCAGCUUGUCAUGAGGUGCUUUCACCAGAGUCUUUUGUGUACAAUUGUGUGUAUGAUCUGUGUUCGGAGGGAGGGCAACAAGACAUUCUCUGUCUAGCCCUAAAUGUCUACGCCAGUCAGUGUCAAGAAAAAGGUGUACAACUACAAACAUGGAGAAGCCCCGGCUUCUGUGAAAUCAUAUGUCCAGAAAACAGCCACUUUGAGCCUCAGAGCACAGGAUGUCCAGCUACUUGUGUCAACCCUGAGUCUCAUAAUGACUGUGCACUCGCUCCCCUUGAGAGCUGCGCUUGUAAUGAAGGCUAUGUUUUGAGCGGUGCAGACUGCGUGCCUCUCCAUGAGUGUGGCUGUAACUUUGAGGGACUCUACUACCAUUCUGGACAAACCGUAAUACUUGGUCAAGACUGCAGCAGAAUCUGUAAUUGCAUUUCCGGUAACAUGACUUGCCAUUCACAUGUUUGUGGAUCACAUGAAGAGUGCAAGGUGUUUGACGGAGAAAGAGGCUGCAAACUUAAAGACAACCAUGGCACCUGUUCUGGUUCAGGUGACCCUCAUUAUGUCUCCUUUGACGGAAGACUCUACGACUUUCAGGGGACUUGUCGUUAUGUUUUGGCCACACUCUGUAAUCACACUACUGGACUGAAUAACUUUUCUGUCGAAGUACAAAAUGAGGCAUGGAGAGGUUUGACAGUUUCAGUCACGGCUGAAGUCUAUGUGAAUGUCUGGGGUGUUGACAUCCUCCUAUCAAGAAAACACAAUGGUGUUGUCAAGGUAAAUGGUAUUUGGAACAACCUUCCUCUUCAACUCUAUGGAAGCGCUGUGUCAGUUUUUGCAAGAGGACAAGACACAAUUGUCGAGACUGACUAUGGCUUGCAUGUCUCAUAUGGUGGAUAUAAAGUGUCCAUCACUGUACCCUUUUAUUACAGUGGAAAAACAUGUGGACUGUGUGGAAACUUCAAUGGAAAUCCAAUGGAUGACUUUCAGACUCCAUCAGGACUCAGUGUCAUGUCCCCAUCUGUUUUUGGGACAUCUUGGAAGGUACCAGGCAACAGUAGCUGUAAUGAUGACUGCGGUUCAUCUUGCUCACAGUGUCCUGACGAUCGUGCUGCUAAAGCCCAAUGUGACAUCAUCCGUGCAGCUGAGGGUCCUUUCAGACUAUGCCAUUUGCUGGUGGAUCCGGCUGCCUUUUUCAAUGACUGUGUGUUUGAUGUGUGUAUUGGAGGUGCAGAGCUGUUGUGCUCCUCCAUUCAGGUUUAUGUCAGUUCCUGCCAGUCUUCUGAUGUUCUCAUUUAUCCUUGGAGACAGAACACCUCUUGCCAUAUGGUAUGCCCAGCCCAUAGUCACUAUGAGCUUUGUGGCAGUGACUGUGGUCGCACUUGUGCCAGCAGCAUUGAUGUAAUAUGUGAGCAUGUUUGUUCGGAGGGUUGCUUUUGUGAUGAUGGCUUUGUCAGAAGUGGGACCAAAUGUGUCCCAGAGGAAAAUUGCGGAUGCCAACAUAAUGGCUUCUACUAUUAUGCUGGUGAAUCCUUCUGGAAAGAGGGCUGCACUCAGUAUUGUGAAUGCAUGGCUAACAACAACUUAAGCUGUACAGCCUCAAGUUGUUCCCACCAAGAAGAGUGCAGCCUCAGAGAUGGACACCUGGGCUGUUACGGAGCAAUAGAUCCUUGCGGAGAGUUGCAAUGUACUGACAAUGAAUGGUGUGGAGCAAAGGAAGGUAUUCAUGGAUGUUUCUGUAAUGAGAAUGUCCUUCAGAACACUGAAAAUUUUGAUGCAUCCAUCACUUGUGUCAGUAGUUCUGGCACUGUCUCCCUUUCCCGCUGCCUGCUCUUAGAGGCCGGGUUUCAUCCUAGUGCACUGCAUCUCAAAGAUGACUCUUGCAAAGGGUCUCUUCAAAGUGGACGCCUGGUAUUCCACUUUAAUAAUGAUGACCAGUUGUGUGGCACCAUUCUGAAGAGCAAUGGAACCCAUUUUAUAUAUGAAAAUGCCAUUCUUGGGGAUGACAGCUUGAACAUCCAACUGUUUUUCUCUUGUGUUUUUCCUCUGACUUCUGCUGUGUCAAUGGAUAUAGCUAUCAAUCCAGUAGAAAGUGCCAUAAAGAAAUUCCUUCCAUCAGGUCAGGGCCAUUAUAGGGUGAGGCUAAUUCCGUAUCAGGAUGCAGGUUUUCAGAAUCCACUGAGUGGCAACACAAAUGUAGAAAUGCAUCAGAAUGAGCAAUUGUUCAUUGAAGUGCAAACAGAGGGUAUUGAUGAGCGUGAAAUAUCAGCCGUUAUGGACAACUGUUGGGCCACACCAAUUAACGAAGCAUAUUACCCACUGCGCCAGGAUCUAAUUCUGCAAGGGUGUCCUGCAGAAAGCUCAGUGAAGAUUAUUCAAAAUGGAAACUCCACAGUAGCACGAUUCUCCUUUGAGAUUUUUUCCUUCAACAACUUUGCUUCUUUAUACCUGCACUGCCAAAUCCACCUGUGUCUUUUGGAUGUCAAUGACUGUGUUGUGCAUUGCCAUGUUAAAACCAGAGGCAGGAGAGAUGUAUCUUAUCAUGACAGUGUAAUUCUGUCACUUGGACCUCUAGUCCCCAAAGGGCAGACUUAAUGAUUGGAAUCUUAUGUUGCCAUCUACAGAGGAUAUAUCAUCUGAAUCUAAAAAUAUAAAAUAAUGAAUAGAAAAAUACUUAUUUGGUAAUUGUAAUUUUAGUCUUUUAAC